ACCAGCUCAGUGUUUUCUGGCGCUCGGAACGGUACGGAACGGACGAUGAACAGGACCAGGUCCGUCGAAUCCGCCGAGGAUAGUCCGGUCGAGAUGACGGUGGAGACGGUUUCGCCGACGGCGUCCGAUGUCGGCUCGAUGUCGGACUCGCCGGCGAAGGCGGCACCGCAGAAGAAGAAGAAGCGUGGGCUGUCGUUCAAGAAGAUCCGGAACAAUGCCCAGCGGUUGAUUCCUGGGCGGAAGAAGGAGAACAGCAAGGAGAAGGUUGAGGGUGGUGGGGGUGAGGAGGUUCCCGAGGGAGUCCCACCUUUGGAGUCACCCCCACCGACGCCGGUGUUGAAGGAGAUGAAGUCCACGGAGAGUCUGCCGGCGAUUAAGGAGGAAGCCAAGGAGGUUCUACAGACCACCAAGUCGAUCGACGAGAUCCCAAAGGUCAAGAAGACCCGCAAACCGAGUCGCGCUGCAAGUUUCGUUAAGAAGCUGGCAGGUCGUAAGGCUAAGGUGGCCCCGAAUCCACCAAAGGGGGAGGACGAGGCGUCCGCGUCUACGACAGAGACUCCGCUCAGUAUCAAGCGACGUACGCCGGAAGGGGCCAACUUGAGCGUUUCGGAGACCAGUCUGUACGAGGGGGACAAACCGAUUGAUAGCUUCAAGAUCGAACAGCUCGAAAGUGAACCCAAAGUUGUGCGAACCAUUUCACCCAAAAAGACCGAAAUGAAAAUUACCCUGAUUAACAACGCCAGCACCGCCGAGGGAACCUCGUCGUCGUCGGCCGCAACUGCUAGGGCUUCCGGCAGCGGCGGCGGUGUCCAGUUACAAACCGCAUCGGCUUCGCUCGGUUCUUCGUCGCUGUCGUCGUCGUCGACAACGACCUCCUCGACUUCAUCGCCGACCAGCGGUGCUGAUAAAGCCAAACCCGGCUCAGUCGCAAGUGUUGGUGAGCCCAAGUCGGACGCACUUCUCGGUAGUUCUGCUCCUCCUUCAGCGAUCGAUUCUAAGCCAAUUAAGUCAGCGAUUACCACGGCCAUCGACCAGGAGUUGACCAUCAGCGCGCUCCUAGCCGGCGAUUACAACCGCUUCUCCAUUGACAAAGUCGACGAGGAAACGCCCGCAUCGCCGCGGGAAAAGUUCUUCCAACCGUUGAUCAACGCCGUAAGCACGGAUCAGGACCAGGACAACGCCGCCGAGACGCUCGAGGUCAAUGACAACGUGGCCAUCGUCACCCCGCCAACAACGCCAACCUCAGAAGACCCUGCACCGUCCAACGCCGGAAAACUGAAAAACAUUUUUAUGAAGAAGGACGCACAGAAAAAGGCCAAAUCUGCCGCUGCCAAGGCUGCUGCCGCCGCCGCCGCUGCAGCUGCUGCCACCGCUUCGGAAGGUUCCUCCUCCUCAACCACCGCCAACGACCCCAAACCGGCCACCGUUCGCACCCAGGAGGCGGCCAAACCGUACCAACUAGCCGGGAACAACAUCAAAAACCCCAACCUGCCCGGCUUCAAGUCCCUCGAACCUCCCGGUGGCGAAACCAUCGUGUUCAACAUCGGUUCCACCGUCCGGCCGGAUCGUACCGGGAGUGCCAAGAAGCCCGUCACCACCACCACCGCGAACCUACUUCCUCCCUCGCUCGAGGGUGGUGCCGCCCUGUCCGGCAACUUCAACCAGUCCAAAUCCCUCGAAGAGUACGGUUCCAUCGAGGGCGGUGGUCCGGACAGCAGUCCCCUGAGCAGUGAAAGUUCACGCCGAAGGAUUGCGUACGUGGCGCAACCGACGGACUUUACCCCGGAGGAAGAGGAGCUGGUUUCGGGGCGGCCCUCGUUGUUGAGCAGCAGUGCCGGUGGAGGGGCGGGAAGUUCCAGCCUGGAGGAGUCGGCCGAUUUUCUGGAGACCAGCGGCAGCAAGAUGUCGCCGCACGGGGAUUUGCUGCUGGAGAAGGGAGGGGAGCAGCUGUCCAACAUGUCCGCGGCGCCGACGGAGAAGCGCGAGCACCUGUACAAAAUCCUGGUGAUCGGCGAGCUCGGCACCGGUAAGACGUCCUUCAUCAAGCGGUACGUGCACCAGUUUUUCAGCCAGAACUACCGGGCCACGAUCGGGGUGGACUUUGCGCUCAAAGUGCUCAACUGGGACCAGAACACGAUCAUCCGGCUGCAGCUGUGGGACAUUGCCGGUCAGGAGCGGUUCGGUAACAUGACCCGGGUGUACUACAAAGAGGCGGUCGGGGCGUUCAUCGUGUUUGACGUGACCCGGAGUGCCACCUUCGACGCGGUCAUCAAGUGGAAGCAGGAUCUCGACUCGAAAGUGCAACUUCCGGACGGGAAGCCGAUUCCGUGCAUAUUGUUGGCAAAUAAGAGCGAUCAACAGAAGCAAGGUAUUGUCACGACGCCGGCCAAGCUGGACGAGUACGUGAAGGAGCACGGGUUCGCCGGCUGGUUCGAAACGUCCGCCAAGGAGAACGUUAACAUUGAGGAAGCUGCCAAAUCUUUAGUCAAUAAGAUCCUGACCAAUGACAAGCAGAUCAACGCGGGGGAGUUGAUGGACACGGACCGGUUCGCCCUGGCUGGCGGAAAGACGGACCCGACGCAGAAGAAAUCCUGUGCCUGCUGACCCAUAUGCCGCACCUGCAAGAAACAUAUGUCUCAGUGUCUUCUUUACUCGAUAUUUUAUUUUAUUGAUUAUUUUAUACAAGAAAACCUUAUAAUAUAUACAAAAAAAACAGAGCAUGAAGAGCAUAAUAAUAAAAACAAAAUAAAGCAAACAAUAAAGUUCAACCGCGAUGCACGCACGUGAGCAGAGUGAAACACACUUCCAAGUACCAAAAAAAAAGGAUAACCUAUUUUAGAGAAGCACGCGGGAGGGUGGCGAAAACAAAAAAUAAAGGUAUCAUCAGCUUGUAUUCUUGCACACCUGAUAUAAAACACAUGUGAAACCAAUUCAGUCCCAUACUUAACCGUCUGAGCUGUGUGUAGCUUUUAUACUGGAAAUUGUUAAUAUUUAAAACAAAAAUGCCUGCUAAUUAAAUCAAUACAAAAAGAGAGCAAAACAAAUAAAAAAACCCGUUGGAUAUAUUGUACAGCAAA
Molecule: messenger RNA, 3077 nt
Organism: Culex quinquefasciatus (southern house mosquito)
Lineage: Eukaryota; Metazoa; Arthropoda; Insecta; Diptera; Culicidae
Gene: Rab32
Product: ras-related protein Rab-32
Exons: 5
Coding region: 46-2604 (852 amino acids)
Biological process (GO): vesicle-mediated transport
Cellular component (GO): vesicle; Golgi apparatus; trans-Golgi network
Molecular function (GO): GTP binding; GTPase activity
Source: RefSeq, a predicted model, not a curated record